This is a messenger RNA of Astrephomene gubernaculifera, 1274 nucleotides long. Lineage: Eukaryota; Viridiplantae; Chlorophyta; Chlorophyceae; Chlamydomonadales; Astrephomenaceae. The record is from the annotation of a GenBank genome assembly.
GUUUACAGAGCGUCUAAGCCUGCCUGCUGGUUGUCAGAAGGUACCGUCUGUAAGGGAAGCACAGAGUUAAAGCCUUAGGAGUAUCUCUGAGGAUGUCGCACCCGCCUCCCGGCUAUCCAGGCGGCUACCCGCCGCCUGGCUACCCUCCUCCUGCUGGAUACGCCUAUCCGCCGCAGCCCGGCUAUCCGCCGCAGCCUGGCUACCCGCCCCAGCCGGGAUCGGCACCCGGCUACCCGCCACCAGGCUACCCGCCCCCCGCCCCUGGAGCCUACCCCGGCUACCCGCCCCCCGCUCCUGGCGCCUACCCGCCCCCACACGGCGCCUACCCACCCCACGGCUACCCCCCAGCCGGCUACCCGCCCGCUCCCUACCCGCCCCCGCACGGCCACCUCCCGCCUCCCGGCGUGGCGGUGCUGCCGGUGGCGGUUCACGGCGUGCCGCACGGCUACGGGGCGCAUGGGUAUGGGCACUACAAGCACAAGGGGCACAAGUACAAGGGCCACAAGGGCCACCACUACGGCUAUCCGGGCCACUACGGUCAUUACGGAAAGCAUGGCAAACACAAGGGCUUUAAGAAGUUUAAGUUCUAAGGUGGCAACCGCAUGUUGUAAGCAGCUGAAGUUCAAGGUUCAAGGUGGCAGCGACAUUGCAAUGCAAGUGGAGGCAGCAGCAGCAGAGGCAGCAGGUGGAGAAAAGGGGCAGGGAGGCGGCGGUUGCAGGCGGUUGCUGCGACAAGCAGCUGAUGCUGCAGGUCUCGCUUGGUUGGGAAGGAAAACAGCGGCCACGGUUGUGGGCGUGCGAGGGUUAUCUAUGGAUACCUGGCGCAUGCAUGUAUUUGUGUGUACAUACGCUUUGUACUUACUUUGCUUUGGAGCAUGUCGUUGUUUUGUGUGAUUGUGUCGCCGCAUGUUGGACCGCAACUGUACGGAAAUUAAACGGAACUGUGUGCCAUGUGUGUAAAGAAAGGCUGAAAAGUGCGAAAACCUCGUGCAUUCCUGUACACGACAGAGGUGGUUGUUGUAACAAAAGGUAUACGGUGGCAGGAAGGUUCUAAUCGGCUUUCAACAGUGUAUGCGUCUAAGGGCUUGGCUUAGCAACUCCGGAGAUAGCGCCGUUGCACGUAGCUGCCUGUGCUUUUCAUUGUGAGGGCUCGGGUGGCUUGCGCUGUCCCUUCAUACCGGUAGCCCGUUGCCCUGUUCUUGUACGCUGGCAGGGGUAGGCAGGGUGAGGCUUGUUGCGGGUGCUUUUGGGUUUUUGGGCCGUGCCAUGCCGUG